GCGGUGCGGCCAGCGGCGGCAGCACCAGUCUACCGGCUCCGGCUCGUGAGGACGUCGUCAGCAGUCCAGUGAGCGUGUCCAGCCAGUGUUGGAGCCCGGUAGUGCCCACAGUCCACCCCUGCCAAAGACGAGACGCCAUGGCCCUGGAGAGCAGCCAGAACCUUCGCGGCGCAGAAGACCUAGCCUCGCUGCGCCGUCAGUUUGACCUGCUGGACACUGACGAGGAUGGCCACAUCUCCCCGGUCCACCUGACCAACGUCCUGCGCAGCAUCGACCUCCACAUCACCGACACCGAGAUGGACGAGGUCAUGGCCAAGACGGAUGUGGAUGGGGACGGCCUGAUUACCUUCGAUGACUUCCGGAACGCACUGGCCCGGACCCGGAUGGAAGAGGAGCGGCUGUCUGCCUUCGAACGCGACCAGGCUCUUCGGAAAACAUUCCAGAUUUUCGACCGCAAGAACAUGGGCAUGAUCGGCCCCAACGAGAUCUGGGCAGUCCUGAAAAAUAUGGGCAAGGACUUCAGCCUAGAUGAGAUCGAGGAAAUGGUGGACGAGGUGGACGAGGACGGCAAGAACAGGAUCACAUACUCAGAGUUUGUCCAGCUGGUGAUGGGUGAAAACUAAGACGUCCCGCCGAUCCAGCACCGGAAUGGCGAGGUGGUCCGCGGCCAUACCACGGCAGGACCGGAGCGCCGGGCGUACCAGCGGCCAUACGGGCCAUCACUGCUAAUGUCAGAUUAUGUCUAUUUCCCAUAUGUUUAUCAUCUGCAUCAUUUAAGACAGCUCCAGCGGGUGACGUCAUCAGUCCGCCCCUAUUGGUGGACGUGCUAUGUUAAUUCUAUGUUUGUGAGCAGACUCGAGAUUGUCCAAUGUACAUCAUAUCAUGAGUGUGUUGAGAAUAGACAGAGCCAGUAUCCUAACGAGCCAUUAUGGUUUCAACCCCGUAUCAUAGAAAUCGGCGAAACGACUUACAUAAAAUAUUUAUGAUACCAAUUACCCCGCUUGCUUUGUCGAUUUCUAAACCAAAAAACGGAGAGUAUGCUUUCGUUACAUGUUAAAUCAUUGCGAUCACUAUCGGAAUGUGUUCGAAAACGUUCUUAGUUUCGCUGCCAUAUCAAGCUAAAUAUUGGUAAUAAAUAUUUAAUGACAACAAUGAACAACCAUGUGUGUGUAUGUGACAAGGACAUGAGCGCUCCACACUGACAACACCGUACCAACAGCCAACGUUACACAGUGUACAUUAUCUAGCUCACGCACAAUCACGCGCCUAUAUGCAGAGCACGAAUGGUUAACACACACCGGUCAGAUCAGCUAAUGGGCCCCAUUAGCUAAACCCCAUUUCACCUUAUAUUACCGCCAACUGAUCGCGCUGACACCGGCUAACUCGUGAGGAGCACGCCUUUAAAAAUGACACCGGACACUGCAAUGAAGGCUAACAGCACCGCCGACAUCGAUUUAAAUGCACAGAGACAGAGAACAUAGAACCUUCAGGUCACCGCUGUAUUGGGUGGUCGGGUCGCAACUAUACACAUGACGUUAUGACAUCAUGAUGUGAUUACGUCAUGACGUGAUGUCAUUUGGGAACCGGAGCGACUGAUG
This is a messenger RNA of Amphibalanus amphitrite, 1598 nucleotides long. Its product is annotated as calmodulin-A-like. Lineage: Eukaryota; Metazoa; Arthropoda; Thecostraca; Balanomorpha; Balanidae. Gene Ontology annotation, molecular function: calcium ion binding. The record is from RefSeq and is a predicted model, not a curated record. The transcript has 6 exons. The coding region runs from base 138 to 623 and encodes 161 amino acids.